AUGAACCCAGCCAAUUAUAGAGAGGCCCUUGUUGAGGUUCACGAAGAUGAGUCUGAAGGAGCUGAUAUUCUUCUGGUGAAACCAGGUCUGCCUUACUUGGAUAUCAUAAGGCUUCUUCAGGAUAAUUCUCCUUUACCAAUUGCUGCAUAUCAGGUAUUUUCAAUUUUUUUUUUUGUUCUGUGCCCUCUGAUUCUGGUUUUCUAAUGUCAUCCGUACAUUCUAGAGUGGAAUGAACACAAAUGCACAAAUAAACAUGCGUUCAGACAUGUACACACAUUUCUUACAGUGCGAACAUAUUGCUUAAUAUAUACAUCUAUAAACGUACAUAAGCUUGUAAAUGCUGUAGGGAUACAUAUAAAUUGGAUAAAAACACUAACAGGUACAUGUAUAUGUGAACGUGUGUGGGUUUCUUUGGUGUCUAUACCUGCAUGUGCUGUAAAUAUUAUUUUUUUCGGUAGAUAAUGUACUAAAAGUUUCUGCGCAUACAGGCCCCUAUUUUGGGCAUUACAAGUGUCCACUCAGAAAAUGACUUGUGGCGAAAACAUCUGUAAGUCAUUUUCCGGAUUUGUAAGCUAUUUUUUUGGAAAUUGUUUUCACGCAGCAAACUCCAGAGUUCUAAGGAAAUUUUGAUGAUAGAGACAUGCUGUUCCUAAGAUGCAGAUCAGAUUUUCGUGUUUUGAGCUACUUAUUGUUCCCGCAAGUAUUCCUCCCUCCUAUAAGAGAACAUGAUCUUCAGGACAUUAAGUACUCAUGCUGGAAAAGACCAGAAAUCCACCAAACAAUGAACAAGAUUGAAAGAGAGAAAUAAUUCCAUGUCUUCAGCAGUGAACGAUAGAAAAGACAUAAAUGUUAAAAACAAAAAGUAGAGAAGAGUCUUUCUAUACAUAUUUGUCAAACUCCCAAGCAACCUCUGGCAUAUCUGGAACCAAUUGGAAGAUGAGGUUCAAAAGCAAUACUUAAGAGUGGAAUGCUCAAAUUUCUCACAGCUGGGGCAGCUCUCAUGAAACAAAUGGUGCUUAUAAUUUGGGGGAUUUCCUUUUCUGAUUGUUUUGCUUCUUGUGAUAGUGCUUGUAUUUUGUUGUUUUUCUUUCUUUUUUUGGAAUAGCUGCCUUUCAUCCUCAAAAUGAUUCAGUUUAAUUCUGUUUCAGUGUAAUAUCUUCCCCCUGUUUUCAAUUUCCUUGCUUUUUUGGAUCCAGGUGUCAGGAGAAUACUCAAUGAUCAAGGCUGGUGGGGUUCUUAAAAUGAUUGGCGAAGAAAGGGUAAUGAUGGAGUCACUGAUGUGUCUCUGACGGGCAGGUGCUGAUGUCAUCCUUACAUACUUUGCUUUACAAGCAGGUAGAUGUUUAUGCGGUGAGAUGUAAUUGGUAGAAUCAGGUUUUGCUGAUGUGAACCACACGGAAAUUUAAUGUAUUUGAUUCGUGUAUGUGACAAGAUAAUUAAGCAAAAGUUUAGAAGGGAAAAUGGUUAGGAGUGUCAAUUUGUUGUCUGGUCGUACUGUCUUAAAACUGUAAUAAAAAAAUGUACAAGCUAAGAUGAAUUUAUGUAAUGUUCUACCAGAGAAAAUGAUAAUGGGUUUGCU
Messenger RNA from Ilex paraguariensis (yerba mate), 1579 nucleotides. The record is from the annotation of a GenBank genome assembly. Lineage: Eukaryota; Viridiplantae; Streptophyta; Magnoliopsida; Aquifoliales; Aquifoliaceae.